CGCAAAAAAGUGGCAAUGAUUGGUACACUGCUAGCAUUCUUUUCGUUGUUCUCGUACGCAAUGGCAGCAAAUAAGGAGCGCACUUUUAUCAUGGUUAAGCCUGAUGGCGUCCAACGUGGACUUGUUGGCAAAAUCAUCGAACGAUUUGAACAAAAAGGCUUCAAAUUGGUAGCCAUGAAAUUUAUGUGGGCUUCCAAAGAUUUGUUGGAGAAGCACUAUGCUGAUUUGUCGGCUCGCCCCUUCUUCCCCGGUUUGGUCAACUAUAUGAGCUCUGGCCCUGUGGUUCCCAUGGUGUGGGAGGGUUUAAAUGUUGUUAAAACCGGUCGCCAAAUGCUCGGUGCCACCAAUCCAGCUGAUUCAUUGCCAGGAACAAUUCGCGGAGAUUUCUGCAUUCAGGUUGGCCGCAACAUUAUUCACGGUUCUGACGCUGUUGAAUCUGCUGAAAAAGAAAUUGCCUUAUGGUUCAACGAAAAGGAACUCGUAACAUGGAAGCCAGCUGCUGUAGAUUGGGUCUAUGAAUAAAUAAUUUUAAUAUACAUGUGUAAAAUUCCUAUUACGAUAUUAAACAGAAGAAUAUUCCAUAUAUGUAAUUCUAAA
Messenger RNA from Teleopsis dalmanni, 597 nucleotides. It is a transcript of the gene awd, whose product is annotated as nucleoside diphosphate kinase. Bases 16 to 522 code for a protein of 168 amino acids. The record is from RefSeq and is a predicted model, not a curated record. NCBI's taxonomy places the organism in Eukaryota, Metazoa, Arthropoda, Insecta, Diptera, Diopsidae. Gene Ontology annotation, molecular function: nucleoside diphosphate kinase activity. Gene Ontology annotation, biological process: UTP biosynthetic process; GTP biosynthetic process; CTP biosynthetic process. The transcript has 2 exons.